AUGGGAAAUCCCGCCCCUAGAGCAUCCCUUACUUUAGGCAGCAUUGAGGAUUCGUACGCUGCUCCGGCAAACUGGAGGCGUUGGAGACGCAGCCAAGCAGGACUUCCAGGGCUGAUGGGUCCUAUUCAUUGGAAUAAAUUUUUCCCGAUUGCUGAUGGGGAUCAGCAAUCUCCAAUUGAGAUUAAAACCAAAGAAGUGAAAUAUGACUCUUCCCUGCGACCUCUGAGUAUCAAGUAUGAUGCAAACUCAGCCAAAAUCAUCAGUAAUAGUGGCCAUUCCUUCAGCGUUGACUUCGAUGACACAGAAGACAAAUCAGUUCUGCGUGGGGGUCCUCUCACUGGAAACUACAGGCUGCGGCAGUUUCACCUGCAUUGGGGGUCUGCUGAUGAUCACGGCUCUGAACACGUGGUGGAUGGAGUGAGAUACGCUGCAGAGCUCCAUGUUGUUCAUUGGAAUUCAGACAAAUAUCCCAGCUUUGUUGAGGCAGCUCAUGAGCCAGAUGGACUAGCUGUUUUGGGAGUAUUUUUACAGAUUGGUGAACACAAUUCUCAACUGCAAAAGAUUACUGACAUUUUGGAUUCCAUUAAAGAAAAGGGUAAACAAACUCGAUUCACGAAUUUUGACCCAUUAUCUCUGCUUCCUCCGUCCUGGGACUACUGGACAUACCCUGGUUCCCUUACGGUCCCACCUCUUCUUGAGAGUGUCACAUGGAUCGUUUUAAAACAACCUAUAAAUAUCAGCUCUCAACAGCUGGCCACAUUCCGCACUCUCCUCUGUACCGCGGAGGGCGAAGCAGCAGCUUUUCUGUUGAGCAAUCACCGUCCGCCACAGCCUCUGAAGGGCCGAAAAGUGAGAGCCUCUUUCCAUUAA
Puma concolor (puma) is the source of this 870-nucleotide messenger RNA. The record is from RefSeq and is a predicted model, not a curated record. NCBI's taxonomy places the organism in Eukaryota, Metazoa, Chordata, Mammalia, Carnivora, Felidae.